GUGCAUAUAACGACGACUGAUGCCGCUGUUGGCCAAACUUGCUGCUGGUGCAGCGGAUAUCUGCGCACUGUCGCGACCUCGUGUGGUAUCUCAGAUGCUGCCCGCGAGCUCGCACGCGAUCUAAAUUCCGAACCCUUGCCCUCCGUUGACUAUCUGCACAGCCAGCGGACAGCCAUACGCAGGCAUGGUUGAAAUAGGCGACGACCGUAUAUGGGGGCGUCUAAAUGAUCUAAACGCGCAGUCGUUUAGGCGCCUAAAAUAAACGGUCCGGGAUUUGGCACCUAAAUGAACCAAAAACUCAGGAGCCAAUGAGUACAUGACGCGGUUACUAGCUGCCUCCAAGUCUGUAUAUAUAGAACAGUUUUCGCUGGUUCCUGCACUUCAUUCUCUCGCUGGAGUUCCUGUGAUUGACGGGCUAGGGUUCUUUUUACUUCGCGUUUGUCAGAUUUUGUCACUCCUCUUCGUCGAUGAAUCUACUUGCCUUUUGAGUAAGGGACUGCGAAGAAUUGCUGCACCCAACGAUCUGCCUCUCGUCUUCGAGAAUCCGUUCUGUCUCCUGCCGCGACUGACACAAAUCAUAUGGGACCUGCGGAUUUCGAAACCUGUGCGAUGUUCGGGAGACGCAGGGCUCGCAUCGAAUCUCAUCGGCAAAAGCGCAAGUCCGGACAUGUCAUUGUGAGGAGCUCUCUGCAUCGUGCGCUUACAGUCUUCUUGUCAGCUGUUAGCGAGGGCAUUACCUGCCCUCUCAUGUGCAGAUCCAUCGUAUCGUCGCAUCCGCCAAUGUGCUUGCCACCGAUGAAGAUGUUCGGAACUGUGCUCUGUCGAGUUAACCUACGCAGCGCUUCUUGAACUUCGCGCUCUUCGACAAGAUUAUCGAGCUCGAUCAGCAGAAACUCCACCCCCAGUUCCCAAAAUAAGCUAUUCACUCUGCCGAUCCGUUCGGAUGGGUUUGAAUCGCUCCGUGAGUAAAACAUUCUCGACUUUAUAUCUGGUGUACCUACCGCAAUGAAAGUAAUGUUUAAUUCUGUUAAUUAUAUAUUCCAUGAUGCGGUUGGGCAGAAAAGCAAGCCUACGGCAAUCGAAGCGCUCUCGCCAAGCAGAUUUCCCGAAGCGCUGAGAUGUUUCGGUCUUUGUAGUGAACUGUGCACACAAUGUCACAUGCACAAUCACACCUGAUCACAGUUUCUUCUGCCGGGCCUCAUCAAUCGCUUCCAUGUUAGUGAUGAGACUACUUAUGUCGUCCAUCUGUAAUUCUCGAUUUCAGCUGCUCGACCUGAACCAGAUAUGCCAAUUGACCUUAAUUUGCAAAACUCCACCGUGGCUGUUAUCAGGAGAAUAGAUCAUUCCAGUUAGCAAAAGAACCCAAUUUUUUUCAUUUGAGUCAGGAAAGUGAGGCUAGGAAGUCAUUGUCGCAACCCGAUGCUGGUUUAGAAGACAGGAGCAGCGGUGUGAUCUGGAAUCAGAGCCUGCAGAUGAAGUUACAGAAGGUUACAGCUGUAACCUUCUGCUCGACCUCUGGCAGCGGAUGUCUCUGUGACGCCGCCGAGGCUCAGAGUGGCAGCUCAGCUGUACUAAAAACGUCGGGGAGAAGCAAAAAACUGAUUCUUCGCGUGUCAGGACGGCUUUGAGAGAUCCUGACGGGUUCGUUCACGGACGUCACGAGAACCGGGCCAGAAAAUUGCGAGCCGAACGCAGGUGGCGGUGCAGGGGAGUCCGCACGAGCAGGAUCGAAAUGCCACGGACUGACUCAGUCAAUCGCAAUCCUACGACUGAGCCCCUUUUGACCCGAAUGUCUCGAGAAGAUUCUCAAACUAGCCUGCUCGAUGCAUUCUCGCAGCUGCUGCGUAUCACACGUUGACUAUUGAGGCAUUGCGAUCAACUUUCAAGUACAAGAUCUGAGCUCUGGUCCAGCUGCGCUAGAAAAUAGACGAUGUAGGAAUCCAUCGAUCAUCCAUCCAUCAUCUCACCAGGUUUGGAGGCCCCCCAUUCGAAACACGUCCCAAUGCCGAGCAACUCCCUCCAAGGGACUCCCGGCUUCUGGUUUUCCAGAGCAUCUCUUAUAAAGUGUGUCCUCGGCGUCGGCGCUAUCCGAUGACAGACAUUCCCAUCGUACGUGCGCAGCACGGAGGAGGCAAUUCGGACCAGCCCUAACGACGCACGAGAAUUAUCAGGUCAUCUGGACAGGAAUGAGUUGCAUUCAGUAAAACGCUCUCAGGCCAUAAGACUAAUUCAGUCAGCAAUUGCAUUGAUCUACACGGUGAAAAGAACCAGACAAGAUGGUGAGCAGUAAGUCAGUUCUGGCUCUUUGGAGUGGUUUCGUUCUAGUAGCUCAAGAUGAUGUACUCAAUAUAUCCCAAGGCAAAAGUCUAGAAGGUGUUCCAGGACAGUGGCAUCGUGAUUAGUAGGUUCAAGUGACAAGCUCAAAACGAUGUACUACUAGUCAACCUUACACAUAUUUGAACGAUUGAAGUAUCCUCCAGAUUGCAAGGUGGGCACGAACCAUGAAUAGCAUGCAUCGAGAAAUAUAUCUGGCAAAUCAAGACUAGACUGCUCCGCACUAUAUGCACGACGUUUGAGAGCCGUCAUACGUCAAUGCCGU
Molecule: messenger RNA, 2599 nt
Organism: Marchantia polymorpha subsp. ruderalis
Lineage: Eukaryota; Viridiplantae; Streptophyta; Marchantiopsida; Marchantiales; Marchantiaceae
Source: the annotation of a GenBank genome assembly